Messenger RNA from Ceraceosorus guamensis, 2163 nucleotides. RefSeq names its product DEAD-domain-containing protein. NCBI's taxonomy places the organism in Eukaryota, Fungi, Basidiomycota, Exobasidiomycetes, Ceraceosorales, Ceraceosoraceae. The transcript has 2 exons. Gene Ontology annotation, molecular function: nucleic acid binding; ATP binding; RNA helicase activity. The record is from RefSeq and is a predicted model, not a curated record. Bases 222 to 1838 code for a protein of 538 amino acids.
GUCACAACGUCACAUAGUCCAGCCAGCACUCACCCUGCACCUCCGCCGCAUCUUGGGACUCGCUUUGGUUCGUGUUUCACCAGUUCUCAUUAGAGCUGGCUAUAUCGCUUGUUGCCGCCUGGACGCCGGCAAACACGACUUUAGAGCAGAAACAUAGCUGCCUCGCGCUCCUUCCAAGACAAGCAUCGAAAGCUGGCGCAUUGUGCAACCUCAGCACCGAAAUGAGCUCCGCCGAUUCAGCUUCCGGCAGCGAGAGCGAUGGCAGCUCUACUUCCGCGAGUUCCAGCUCUGGCUCAUCGCUUCGGCAGUCGACUCGGGCUCACCGAUCCAAGGCGUCCGCACAGCAUCUAGACGACGAUGCAAGCGACAAGGAGGAGGAGGAAGACUCUGCAUCAGAGCAAGAGGGUCAAUCUGGCGAUGAAGUGGAUGCCACCUCUUCUGAUCCAUCGAUCAAGCAGGUCGAGGAGCAGACCAAAUCAUUCGCUGAGCUAGGCGUGCAUCCAUCGAUAUGCGAGGCCUGCGAAAGCAUGGGGUUCAAAAAGCCCACCCCUAUCCAAGCCCAAGCCAUACCGGAAGCGCUCGGAGGCCGCGAUAUCAUAGGUCUAGCAGAGACAGGAUCGGGCAAGACUGCCGCCUUUUCUAUACCCUUGUUGAAUGCACUUUGGGACUCGCCAGCUCCCUUUUACGGGCUCAUUCUAGCCCCAACCAGAGAGCUCUGCUAUCAGAUAUCUCAGCAGGUGGAAGGUCUUGGAAGCGUGAUUGGCGUGAGAUGCGCUACGAUCGUGGGAGGAAUGGACAUGAUGGCUCAGAGCAUCGCGCUUGGCAAGAGACCACACGUCAUCGUUGCCACACCUGGUCGUUUGAUGGAUCAUCUGGAGAAUACAAAAGGAUUCAGCCUUAGAGCGCUCAAAUUCAUGAUCAUGGACGAGGCGGAUCGAUUGCUAGAUAUGGACUUUGGUCCCAUCAUUGACAAGCUGCUCCUCGCCAUCCCUAGAGAUAGGACUACCAUGCUGUUCAGCGCCACAAUGACCACUCGCGUAGCCAAGCUUCAGCGGGCCAGUUUGCGCAAUCCUAUUCGAGUGGAAGUGGGCAGCAAGUAUCAAACCGUGUCAACCUUAUCGCAGCACUACCUCUUCAUGCCUUUUGCGCAGAAGGACACCUAUCUGGUUCAUUUGGCCAAUGAGCAAGCCGGACAAUCUGUGCUGGUCUUCACACGGACCGUCCAUGACGCGCAGAGAGUCUCGAUCUUGCUACGGCUGCUUGGCUUCUCCGCCAUUCCUCUGCACGGUCAACUGUCGCAGACGGCGCGAUUGGGUGCACUCAACAAGUUCAAGGCUGGUGGACGAGCCAUUUUGGUGGCGACGGACGUGGCGAGCAGAGGUUUGGAUAUCCCGGCUGUCGACCUGGUCGUCAACUACGACAUACCAACCCAUUCGAAAGACUACAUCCACCGCGUCGGACGCACUGCCAGAGCAGGACGCAGUGGGAGGAGUGUCACGCUGGUCACCCAGUAUGACGUAGAAUUGCUGCAGCGCAUAGAACACGUCAUUGGCCAAAAGCUGACGGAAUUUCCAGGUUGCGAAAGAGAGAUGGUCAUGCUCUUGUCAGAGAGGGUUGGACAAGCUUGUAGGGAAGCCAUCAGGGAGAUGAAGGACUGGAAAGGAUCUGCUGGAGGCGCUGGCAAGAGAAAGAGGAGAGGCGACAAGGAUGACAUGGACAGGGAUGAUGACGAAGUGCAGGCUGGAAUGCCUUCCAGAGGGCGAGGCGGUGGUGGAAGAGGGAGGGGCGGCGGUGGCGGUAGGGGAAGAGGAGGCCAUAAGAAGAGGGGACGACAUUGACACAUAAGCGCAGAAAGCCCUUCCGGUACCGCUCGUGUCUCGCACUCAAAGUGAUUCUGCAAUUCCUCGCUCUCGCCUUCCAUUUCUCCUGUAGCAACUGUCUCGCAAUGUCUCGCAAUGUCACCUUCACACCAUCGGUUCAAGAAGCGCUACGGCAAUUUGCGAUCUUCUUCGCCACGACUGUCGCGAUCGCCCAAGAGCCUCGCAGGCGGGUCGGGGCAGCAUGGGAAGCCAUGAUGACGCCUUUGCGAAGCUUCAUCGGACAGCUCAGAUGAAAGGCGUUCACGAUUGGCCGCGAUGCCGUCCGGGCGCAACACCACCGAUG